Tachysurus vachellii is the source of this 3229-nucleotide messenger RNA. RefSeq names its product Wolfram syndrome 1b (wolframin) (gene wfs1b). Gene Ontology annotation, cellular component: endoplasmic reticulum; endoplasmic reticulum membrane. The transcript has 8 exons. Gene Ontology annotation, biological process: endoplasmic reticulum unfolded protein response; calcium ion homeostasis. Gene Ontology annotation, molecular function: protein binding. The record is from RefSeq and is a predicted model, not a curated record. Lineage: Eukaryota; Metazoa; Chordata; Actinopteri; Siluriformes; Bagridae. Bases 161 to 2839 code for a protein of 892 amino acids.
GUGGGCGGGUUUAUUUCUAGCCGAACAGCUGGGUAUAGCUUCACCUUCACUGGACUCUUUCUAUUGUUUUAAAAACAAUUAAAAAAACAAUGAUCGACUGGGUGACUUUAUAGAGAUCUGAAGCUGUGAUAUCAGCUUGAGUGCUGAGAGAAGAGCUGAAAUGGACUCAUUUCCACCAGGAUCACCACCUUCUUCUCCUACUGAUUCCAUCACUCUAGCAUCUCUUGUGUCUGGACACACUUCUCGCACAGCUUCCGCCUUUUCAACACCAGGCCCUCCCUCUCGGGCGUCUCCAGCCGCACAGACAGGUCGCUCUCAGCUGAAUGCAGCUAGCAAUGUGUCCGAAGGCAGGCCCACCUGUGGAACUUCGUCUUCUGCAGAAGAACUGCAUAUAGAGGAACUUAAGCAGAGGGCUAAGAAUGGAGAUUUCAAAGCACAAACUGAGGUUGGCAGGUAUUACCUGCGACUGUCUGAGCAUGAAGAUGAAGAAGUGAAUAGUGUCACAGCAGUAGCAUGGCUUUUACAAGCAGCAAAAAAUGGAAGGAGGGAUGCCGUGAAACUCUUGCAGUUUUGCUUGCAUGAAAGAAAAGGCAUCACAGCUGAAAAUAGAGAGGAGGUGUGCGCCUUGGUAUCAGAGUCACGUUUUGAACGUUCUGUGAGGAAAGCAGCAUUGUGCAUGUACUGGAAACUCAAUCCAGACAAAAAAAGAAAAGUAUCUACAUCAGAACUGCUAGAAAAUAUUAGCCACUAUGACAUUGAAACAGAUGGUGCCCCAGACAACAUACCUUCAAGUCCAGCUCAGAAACAGAGGAAGGUCUUAGAACGCCUUGUCUCCAGCAGUGGGACUCCGUAUGUUGGCAUUGACGAUUUUGUUGAAAAUGCCAAGCGUUAUGCACACGGUAUUUCACCAUCACCGAAUUUUGAUGCAGCAGUAGACAAUGAUGAUGAUGAUGAUGAUGAUGAACCUGUGAAAAACCCAGAUGAGUUACCUUUGCACCAGAAGAUACUGAAGUUUCCCCUCCAUGCUGUGACUGAGGUAAAGGAGGUGUUGAUUGACUGGGCUUCCCGUGCUGGAAUGCAGUGGAUCAGUGCCCUCAUACCGACUCACCACGUCAACACUCUUAUUUUCUUCUUCAUCAUCUCCAACCUUACUCUAGAUUUCUUCCUUCUUGUCAUUCCCCUUGUCAUAUUCUACCUCUCCUUCCUCUCAAUGGUCAUCUGUACAUUGAGGGUUUUCCAGAACAGUAAAGCAUGGGAGAACUUUAAGACCCUGACAGCCAUGCUGGCUCAUUUCGAGCCAGGAUUGGACCUUGAGCAAGCUGAGUCCAACUUCACCUGGACUCAUCUGGAGCCUCACCUCUACUUUCUGGUCUCUGCAAUUUUCCUCAUACUAUCAUUCCCUGUGGCAGAUAAGUCCUGGCUGCCUUGUUCUGAACUGGCCACAGUGGCUGUCUUCUUCACUAUAAGCAGCUAUCUGAGUCUACGUCCAGCUGCGCAGCAACAUGCUAAGCUAGCCCUCCUUGCACAGUUUGCCUCUGCAUUUUGCUCUUUAACUAAUGAGCUGCUUGGUGGUCGGGUGGGACAACUUGUGGGAGGGUCAUGGUUUAGUGUGCCAAUCUGUGAUUGGUUGGUGUUGCAUUUGGGUGUGCCUUGCAUUCUGUACCUUUUCCUCCUGUACUUGUGUGUCCGAAUGGGCACAGCACGAGGGUGGCAAGGGUCUUACAGCAUGCUUCUGCCCUACCUUCUCUGUUUCACUUGGUUUGAGCUAUCUGUCACACUUCUGCAUGCAUCUACUGCACUUGGACUCAUGCGAACAUCUGUGGGCUACUUGCUUUUCUUCUUUGCCCUGCCUGUACUUUCAUUAGUGCUUGCAGCUGCAUUGCUGGUGCAGCUAGUUCAGUGGUUCCUCGCUCUGGAGUUGGCCAAGAUGGCUGUGACGGUGUGUGUUUGUGUGGUGCCUGUUUUGUUAAGGUGGUGGACUCGUUUCAGCGUGUCGCCUCUUGCUGUGAUUCGAUCUCUGCGGCGCAGUAGCAUGGUUAAACUGAUCUUGGUUUGGAUCUCCGCUUUGCUGCUCUUCAGCUGGUUCUAUGUAUACCGUUCUGAGGGCAUGAAGGUUUAUAACUCCACUCUUACCUGGCAGCAAUACAGUGAGAUGUGUGGCCCUCGUGCCUGGAGGGAACGCAACAUGGCACACACCCAGAUCCUCUGUAGUCAUCUUGAGGGCCACCGUGUCACCUGGGAAGGUCGUUUUAAAUACGUCCGUGUGACAGAAAUUGAAAACGGAGCGCAAUCAAUUGUCAACCUCUUGCCUGGUGUCAUAGCAGACUGGGUCCGAUGCCUUUAUGGAGAGGAGUACCCAGCCUGUGAUGGCACCCACCCAAGGCCAGAUCCAGCUCUUUGCCAGCUUAAAGCAUUUGCAAAUCACAACUGUCAUGUGAAACGUUUUGACCGCUACAAAUUUGAAGUGACUAUGGGUAUGCCACUUCAGGAUAAGAAGGGUAAAUGGGUGCAAGAAUCUGAAGAUGCAACCAAAGACAUAGUGCUGCGGGCAAGUAAUGAAUUCCGUGGUGUGCUGUUGGCGCUCAGUGCAGGCAGUGUUGUUGAAUUCAGUACUGUUCUGGAGGGCAGGCUGGGAAGCAAGUGGCCAGUGUUUGAGCUGAAAGCCCUUCACUGUAGGACUUGUACCUCACCUUUGGUACCUACAAGACGGCAAGUCAAGAUAGAACAGGACUGGAGGGUUAAUGCCCGUAAUGCAUUUGCCUUCGCAUUUAACUUCCUUUUCCACCCCCUGCUCACUGCCCAAGUAGAAGAUGCUGUGCCUACAGAUGCUGCAGAGUGAUAUUGGACUAUUCACUAUGGAAAUGAUAAUUAAGUAUAGCAUAAAGGGAGUUACUCAGCACCUGUCACUUUUUCUCAACAUGUAAAGCAAUAUGAGUUGUUAAGAAAUAUUUAUUGUUGACCAGUUGUUUUUGAGUGCUGAUAUACAAAACUAUGUUUAUAGUUUGAGAACUAACAUUCUCUGUCAGAGCGUAAUGUAAAAUAAUGCAGAGAUUCUCAUUCAGGAUGGUGGCCAAAUGAGAAUGAUGCUUGGAUGACAUUAUGGGUUGUGAGUAAUCCCUUUCUAAAUGAAAAUGAUUAGGUGUUUCUUACAAAGAAACAUAGUAUACUGUCAAGACUCCUUAUGUCAAUAAAUGUUGUAGACCAAUGAUAUCCAAUCUUCUCCACAAAG